This is a messenger RNA of Podarcis lilfordi (Lilford's wall lizard), 9703 nucleotides long. The record is from the annotation of a GenBank genome assembly. NCBI's taxonomy places the organism in Eukaryota, Metazoa, Chordata, Lepidosauria, Squamata, Lacertidae.
GGGAGGGAGAGGAACCGAGGACAUCACUUCCUAUCCUGCCGGCCAUAGGGGGCGUGGGGUUGGGGGGCACCGGCAAGGGUCCUUUGCCCCCCAAGUAGCAGCCCAGCAAGAGGGUUGGGGGGCACAAUGCCCCGUUGAUGCCGCCUGCCCGCCCCCUCCGCCUUUUGCAAGAAGAUCCUUGGUGAGUGCAAGGCGUGUUGCAAUUGCAGAGGGAGGGAUUUCAAACAAAGCUCCUGGCAAAAGUCCCGGGAGGCGAGAGAGCAAAAGAUCUGGGGCUGGAGGGACUUUUGCAUGCAUAUAUUCUUGCUAUUUUCAUGUUUCCAGCUGCUUUCAAUUAUGUGCAGAUCGUGGUUUUGGAAGGCGAUGAACAAAGCAAUGAUUCUAAUGAAAGAGGAGCGGGAGGCGGUUGGAAGAAAAGGCGUUUGCAAAAAUAAAAAUAAAAUAAAAACGAGUUUUAGGGGAGGGAUUCGCCAGCCCCGUUUUCAUCCAGGCUCAGUAUAGGGCUUUAAUGUGCUGCGACCCCAAAGCUGGGGGAGUGCAGGGGGGUAGCCAAGGAUGUAACAGAUAAUAAUAAUAAUAAUAAUAAUGACAAAAUAACACUUCAUGCACCAGAGGGAGUGGACUGCAAUCCACAAAAGCUAAUGCCAGCCUUUGCCAACCUGGUGCCCGGCAGACGCUUUGAACUACAACUCCCAGCAGCCCUGCUUCGUGGGGCUGGGGGGAUCUGUAGCUCCAGUAUGAUGCCCUCCAGAAGUUUUGGAGGUACAACUCCAGCCAGUGCCAGUCCGAAACAUCUGGAGGGCAUCUGGAGCUUAGGGAAGGCUGUUCUGAAGAAUAAGUGACCAGUUAAUUUAAUUUAAAUUUCACAAUGUUUAUAGACCGCUCGGUUGUCAUCAAACCUCAGAUAGGCUUACGGAAAAAUGAUGAAACCAUAAAAUUAGGGUUUUUUUAAUAAAAAAACAAACAAAAAAUGCUUAAAACAUUAAAAAAUAAUUAAAAUGAACUAAAACCAGAUUUGAAAACCUGGCAGCCUCCCUGAAAUGUGUUCCAGGGGGCUGUUUGGAAACCAAUUCUGUUUGCAUAAUUACUCUGAAGUAAUUUCCUCAGUAUUCAGUAGGGCUUACUCAUUGGUAAAGGUAAAGGGACCCCUGACCAUUAGGUCCAGUCACAGACGACUCUGGGGUUGUAGUGCUCAUCUCACUUUAUUGGCCAAGGGAGCCGGCGUACAGCUUCCGGGUCAUGUGGCCAGCAGGACUAAGCCGCUUCUGGCGAACCAAAGCAGCGCACGGAAACGCCGUUUACCUUCCCGCUGGAGCGGUACCUAUUUAUCUACUUGCACUUUGACAUGCUUUCAAACUGCUAGGUGGGCAGGAGCUGGGACUGAGCAACGGGAGCUCACCCCGUCGCAGGGAUUUGAACCGCCGACUUUCUGAUCGACAAGUCCUCAUUGGUAGGUGUGUGUAAAAUUGUAGCCUGACUUAAACCUUUGUUCUGCCUGCUUUUGCUUCCAGCCGCAAUACUUUUUGUCAGGAAAAUGGAUUGUUAAUAGUCCCCACUGAAUGGUAUCCCCCCCCAAUGGGGAGCAAAAGAUUAGGAAAUAACUGGUGAAUUGUCUUGAAUUUUUAUUAUUGCAUUUGUAUCCCACCAUUUCCUCCAAGGAGCGUACAUGGUUCUCCCUCAUUUAAUCCCCAACAAGAACCCUGGGAGUUAGGUUACUUUGAGAGGCAGAGACUGGCCCAGGGUCACCCAUUGAGCUUCAUGGACGAGUCAGGAUUUGAACCCUGGUCUCCCUGUUCUUAGUCCAACACUCUAACCGCUGCACCACACUGACUCUUAUUUUUCUUCUUUCUUUUUGGAAUGUGAGAGAUUAUCAGAAUUUGGGAAGCCCUUCUUCUCCCCUCACCCCACUCUGAACUUUGAGGAAGAUUUCUGAUGUCAGCUGUGUGUCAGAACAUUUGCUUUACAUGAGAAGGCUCCAGGUUCAAUUCUCAGGGACUCCAGUUAAUAUUAAUUAUUGUUAUUGUUAUUAUUUAUUUCAGUUCUAUGUUGCUUUACAGUUUUAAAGAAAAAAAUCUCGAAGCGGUUUACGGCACAUUUAAAACAUCAAAUAGAACAAUCCAGGAUAAAACGUUGCUGAAGAAAGUAAAAUACCUUAAGGAUAUCAAAAUAAAACAUUGGAAAGGAGGCCAGCUCCAGAAUGCACAUUUAAUGCAGCAAAGAUAACAACAGAAAAUAAAUUGGAAGCAUUUCAAAAGAAAACAUUACUAAAGGAAGUCAAAUAUAAAAUGCAUGUUCAAAACAACAGUAAAUGCAGAUUUUAAAAUAAAGUAAUAUGCCCAAGUGUCCCAAAAAAGUUAUUUAUGUAUGCUACUACUGCGGCCCGUGUUUUGCUAGCCCAAAAAAGGGAAAACGAGCAAGGUCCCAACUAAAGAAGAACGGCAACUCAAGUUGACAGAAUAUACGCAACUUGCAGAUUUAACAUAUAGGGGGAAAAAGCAAGAAGAACAUACGUUCAGAGAAGAUUGGGAAACGUUUAUUGAAUAUAUGGGGAAAGAAUUGUGUAUAUCUGAAAACGGUGGCAGCAUUAAGAUAAAUUCAACAGUGUAAAUAGUUUAGAUGGAUGUAAUAAUGGAAUACUGAAUGGUUUAGUUUACAUAAAAUAUGCCGGGAUUUAUGAUAUGUAAAAUGAACCGUGGAAAGAGAAGAAGGGAAGUCAUUGAUAUUAUAAUGAUGUUAAAAUUAGUAUUUUAAAUUUCUAAACAGAAAAUUUAAAAUAUUUUUUUAUAAAAAAUAAAAUAAAUAUGUUAACGCCAUAAACUUUGGUGGUUUUGCAACUACUGGUCUUUUGGACUGACAUUUCUCUCUCCUCGCCUCACGUUGGUUGGCUGGCAUCAGCACAGCUAACUCAGGUCAGUUCCAGGGUUUGUACUAUGCUCUUAGGCUACCUGAGCCAACAUAGUUUUCAGAAAAAAUUCAUUGAGAGUAUAUAUCAUUGUAAAGUUAGCUGGGAUGAGAUUUCAUUGCCAUCUGAUUUUGAUCUCAAAGUCCCAUAGAUUCCCAUGGGAGACAGAAGUAAGUUUUAUUCUGAAAUCUUUAAGAUAAUAUUUUAGUUUUCUGUUAAUGUUGCUUUCACUGUAUACUCUAUAUUUGACUUUCUUCAGAUUGUUUUAUUUAUGUUUUAUUGAAUUAACAUGUUGUAAACCACUUUGAGAUUCUUCUUAAAAAUAUAAAGCGGUAUAGAAAUUAAAAAUAAAUAAAAACGUUUCUAGUCUCUCCUAACCUUUUUAAUGGUGCUUAUUCCUUCCCUUAGGGAGAAGCUCACCGGGAACAAAUUUGAGCCUCUUUGGCCUGCGGUGGGUGUUGUUUUGAGGUGCCCAACCACCCUUCCAAAAGUCAACAUUGGACGAAUGGUCACCCCGGUUGCAGAUGCCCGGCUUGGCCUGAGACACAAAAUGGCCACUGAGCAAGGUAGCGCCAACACCCCAAGCUUCCAGUUGCCAGCGGAUCCGAAAGUGGGGGCGAAAAUGGCGGAAGAGGAGCAGGCCAGCUACCUUGCCGGCAGGGCUGCGGGUCCUUGCAUUCUUCAAGCCGGGAGCAUGUGGGGCCUUGAGAGGAGAAGCGGGGAAGAUACCCCGAGUGGGACCAGCAGCGUCUCCAACACUUGGCAUCAAUAUAUCCGGCCAUUUAGCCACCACGAAGCCGAGUGGCCGCGGCAAGUUUGUCGGCAGCUCUGGGAGCUGUGCUGCCGGUGGCUGAAGCCGGAGAGACACGGCAAGGAGCAGAUUUUGGACCUGGUGGCCCUGGAGGAGUUCCUGAGGGCCUUGCCCCCAGAAAUGCAGAGCUGGGUCAGGGCGAUAGGGCCAGAGGGUGGCUCGCGAGCGGCGGCGGCUGACAAUUUCCUCCCGAGGGAAAGAAGCAGUGAGGAGCAAGAAGAAGAGGUAAGAACGGUUUGCUGCAAGCAAUCUGAAGGGGUUGAGAAGGUAGGUGCUUGCUGACCACUGUUGCGCCGUUCCUUUUUUUCUCAAUUUUCGGGAAAUGGGUGCCGUUCCUUAAGUAGCCAAAACAGCACCGCCCACGAGGGGGAAGCGACAGCAGGCUAAGGGAACCCCAGUCUAUCUGCAGAAGUACAAAAAGGCUUUACAGUGGUACCUCGGGUUACAGACGCUUCAGGUUACAGACUUCAGGUUACAGACUCCGCUAACCCAGAAAUAGUACCUCGGGUUAAGAACUUUGCUUCAGGAUGAGAACAGAAAUCGUGCUCUGGUGGCACAGCAGCAGCGGGAGGCCCCAUUAGCUAAAGUGGUGCUUCAGGUUAAGAACAGUUUCAGGUUAAGAAUGGACCUCCGGAAGGAAUUAAGUUCUUAACCCGAGGUACCGCUGUAUAAGGGGGUCCGGAAAACCUUGAAAGGGGAAAAUCUCCAAAAAUUCCCAUAGAGGAAUGAGCAUUCUUAGGUGACAUUUGAGCCAUACCUCUGAAGCGCUGUGACACUACUUUAGACGGUCAUGAAUUCACCCAAAGAAUCAUGGAAAGUGGGUUGUUUUUUAGGAUGCCCAGAAUUGUUAGGGAGCAGUUCUGGGCAUCCUAAAAAAAAAAAAAAAAACUUCCCAGGGAUGGUAGGAUGAAAGGAAUCUGUCAACUUGCCAAGGAACUGAUAAGGUUCAUUAUUGAGUCAUCUGCAGUUUGACAGACCGCUCUUCCCAGGGUGAGAGGGAAAAUGGCAAAAACAGGUUAUUUAUUGGGACAGUGACUUUUGCAGCUGUUGUUAAAGUUGCAAAACAACAAAGCACGGGACAGAGCAAGGGAGAAAUUUCUGGAACUACAAUGGAAUAUCAGCUUCGCCCAAGGCAUGAUGGAGAACAGCAACAACCGGGGGGGGGGGGAAUAGACAUAAUAUUUUACAAGGACAGGAAGAAAUAACACGGACAGAAUAAUUUCCACACACAGGAAGAACAAGGUUAUAGUUUGAGCGCCUCACUUGUAGUUUUAUCAAUCACUUAAUGUGUCAACACGAAAUUAUUAAUAUUGCAGUUGUCGUAUAAUGGGAUUAUUAUUAUGACCGGAAUGUAAUUGAAAUUAAUAAGAUUUUGGAACGCAGAAAUAAAGAAACUCAUCAACCUUCAAUUCUAGCAUGUGAGGAGGGGCCACUUUAUCUAAAUUAUAUAGUUCAGUAUUUGAAUGAUUGGUAUUGGUAAUUGUAUUGUAAACUGGCAUUGUUAUAAUAAGGCUAUUCUUGGAUUGUAAUUGAAAACUAAUAAAAAGUAUUAUUAGAAAACUAAGAAAAAGAAUUGUUAGGGGGCCCCCAUCCCCAUCACAGAGCUACAAUUCCCCAAGCGGUUUAACAUGCAACACCUCUUCACAGGGAACUCUGGGGACUGUAGCUCUGCCUGCUUUCCAGCGGAUCUUUGCACCCAUAAUAAUAAUAAUAAUAAUUUAUUUGUACCCCGCCCAUCUGGCUGGGCUUCCCCCGUCACUCUGGGCGGCUUCCAACAAAAUAUUAAAAUACAAUAAUGCAUCAAACAUUAAAAGCUUCCCUAAACAGGGCUGCCUUCAGAUGUCUUCUAAAAGUCUGGCCCUCUGCCUGGCCCUCUGCCUGGUUCCCUGUAACUUGGCUUCUCGCAGUGAGGGAACCGCCAGAAGGCCCUCGGCGCUGGAUCUCAGUGUCUGGGCUGAACGAUGGGGGUGGAGACGCUCCUUCAGGUAUACAGGACCGAGGCCAUUUAGGGCUUUAAAGGUCAGCACCAACACUUUGAAUUGUGCUUGGAAAUGUACUGGGAGCCAAUGUAGGUCUUUCAAGACCGGUGUCCAUGAGGACUAGAACCUUAAACAAGCUCAGAAGCUGCAUUCUUUGCUCAGCUCCACAUCCCAUGCUUUUUCCUAUGCUCCCUGCAAACAGUGGCACAGCCCUUGCUUGAUAUGAACUGUGAGCAAAUGAGAAAUCGCGCUGCUGAGAAGUUGACGGUGCUUUCUCCUUUCAGGAGCAAGUGACUUUUGAAGAGGUGGCUGUGUAUUUCUCCAGCGCCGAAUGGAGUCUCCUGGAUGCCAGCCAAAAAGCCCUGUACAGGGAAGUUAUGCUGGAGAAUUACGGGAACGUGGUCUCCCUGGGUAAGGACGCUGUUCAAAAAGCAGAAAAAUAUGAGUAUUGGUUUGGUUCAUCUCAAUAUGUUUCUGGCAGCUGAAUUUCAACACCUUCCCUGCUGGGGGCAGGAGAUUCAUAAUCCACCUGACCCCACAGAUGACACUUUCAUAUUUAAAGCUCUAUGAUAGCACUUUAAAGAGUCAUGGCUGCCCCCAAAGAAUUCUGGGAGCUGUAGUUUAUUAAGGGUGAUAAGCGUUAUUAGGAGGCCCCUAUUCCCUUCGCAGAGGUAAAAGUCCCAUAAUUCCCUGGGAAGAGGGCUUGAUUGUUAAACCAGUCUGGGAAUUGUCACUUUGUGAGGAGAACAGGGGUCUGCUGUCAGCUCUCAGCACCCUUAACCAACCACAGUCCCCGGGAUGUUUUGGGUGCAGAAGCUGUGGCAGCUGAAGGGAUAUAAGAAUUCUUUAAAUGUUUAGGGGAGAGCGGGCGGGGUCAGCUCCACGUUUGAGGGCGGACAUGGCAAAGUGGGGAAGAGUCACAGCUCUGUGGCUGAGCACAAAGUCUCAGUUUCAAUCCCUGGCACCUCCAGGCAGGAUUAGGAAAGGCUCCUUGCCUGAUUCCCCAGAUAGCUGCUGCCAGUCAGUGAAGACAAUACUGAGAUAGAUGGACCCAUGCAUCAGGUAGCUUUCCUGUGGAAGAGCCUAGCCACUUCUCUGGUGUCUGAAGAGGGCCAGUAAGGUUGAGUGGAGCCCUUUUCGAGAAGUCACAAAAGUAAAAAGGUUGUGCUGAUGGUUUUCCGUUUUGUUUCCUCUGAAGGACUUUGGCUUCUCAAACCCGAAUUCGUCUCCUGGCUGGACGAAGAGGAAGGAGAAAGUGAGAUAUUUGUCCAGGGAGCUGCGGAAAGAGAGGAGAGAUCAAGAGGAAGGAGUUCUUUGGGUAUUUAUUUGUAUUCACUCUUAUUUGAUUUACACACUGCUCUUUAAUAGGUUCCCAAAAGAGCUUACAGAAAGUCCAAACCACACUAAAACUACACACACACACACACACACACACACACACACACACACACACACUAUUCUAAGCUAUCAGCAGAAUUAAAACAAAACACCAGGCAACAUUGGAAAAAAAACCAGACAGAAGAUUUUAAAAACCAACAAAAAUUUUAUGUCACAAUUCUCUGCUUCUUCCGGCAGGGGCUGAGAAGGGGUAUGAGAAGCAGACGAAUGGGCCGGAAAGUUCUAGAGACGUGGAACUGUGCGAUGAGGCUUUGUUGAGAAGAGCUGAGCCAGAAGAAGCGCUCGGCAGCGCAUGGGCAGGAGACGCCAAGGGGCAACUGGGGAGCCGCUCACAUGAAAGCCAAGUCCAGUUCCUUAAUUGCCUGGAAGGCUAUGGCAAGCCUGAGGAUUAUUUGGCCCAGCUGGGAAUCUUCCAGAGCGAGGGAGCUUUCGAAAGCAUGAAGGCCUUCAUGCAGAAUCCUGACCUCCUUGUCCCGAACCAAGCGAGUCUUCCGGGACGGAGGACGCACCAGUGCUUGGUGUGCGGGAAAAGGCUGGCCAGCCGAGGGAAGCUCAUCAUCCACGAAAGGACGCACACGGGAGAGAAGCCGUUUGCCUGCUCCGACUGCGGGAAGUGCUUCAGCCAGCAGGCGCACCUCAGCGGCCACCGAAGGACCCACACGGGGGAGAGGCCCUUCCAGUGCGCCGAGUGCGGAAGGAGCUUCAGCGACAGGACCUCCUUCAAGAGGCAUGAGAGGAUCCACACGGGAGAGAAGCCCUACGAGUGCACUGAGUGCGGGCGCCGCUUCAGCGACUGGACGGCCGCCAGGAGGCACAUCGCGGCCCAAACGCGCACCAAAGCCCACAAGUGCGCCGACUGCGGGAAGGGCUUCCAAAACCUGGAGGAGCUCCUGAAACACGAAGAGGGGCACCCGAGCGACAAGCCGUACACGUGCUCGGUCUGCGCGCAAGGCUUCAGCAAGGCGCAGUACCUUUUCCGGCACGGCAUAACGCACGUGAGGGAACGGCGCGAGCAGCAGGACCAGAGAGGCUCCCCUGGCGAAGGGGAAGCGGCUGCACAGGAAUCGCCGGUGUGCGCGAGGGAGGGGCGCGAGGGCCGAGGGUGCAGCGAAGGCUCGCUUGCCAAGUGCGCCCUGAAACGCGCGGGAGCCGGGAAGGCCUUUGGGUGCUCGGAGUGCGGCCGCAGCUUCAGCCAGAGGACCAACCUGGUCAUCCACUGGCAGACCCACACGGGGGAGAAGCCCUACGAAUGCGCCGAGUGCGCAAAAUGCUUCGGCACCCGGACGUCCUUGCGAAGGCAUCGGAGGAUCCACACCGGGGAGAAGCCCUAUCAGUGCUCGGACUGCGGGAGGUGCUACAGAGACGGGACGUCCUUCCGGCGGCACAAAUUGACCCACACAGGCGAGAAGCCACUUCCGGAGAGCUUUCCAGCUCCAGCCCAGCUCAUUAAACAGGAAGAAACCCACAUGGGGGAGAUUCUCUGGGGCAGCCCCAGUUGCAGGGAAACUCCAGCUCAACAGCCGUUCUAAAGGAGGAGGCUUCCAAGAAGGAAGUCACAGAACAGCAGGGGUAGGAACCUGUGGACCUCCAGAUUCCCGCCCCCCCCAAUUAUUUUUGCUGGGCUACAACUCCCUUCCUCCCUCACCACUGACCAUGCUGGCCGGGGAGUUGGAGUCCAACACAGACCCAGAGGGUCAUUGUGUCAAUGAAAUACAAACUCUUGUACAGUGGUAACUCGGGUUACAGACGCUUCAGGUUACAGACGCUUCAGGUUACAGACGCUUCAGGUUACAGACUCUGCUAACCCAGAAAUAGUACCUCGGGUUAAGAACUUUGCUUCAGGAUGAGAACAGAAAUCGUGCUCUGGUGGCGCGGUGGCAGCAGGAGUCCCCAUUAGCUAAAGUGGUGCUUCAGGUUAAGAACAGUUUCAGGUUAAGAACGGACCUCCAGAACAAAUUAAGUACUUAACCCGAGGUACCACUGUAUUGGGGUAGAAGCUGUUUCUUACAAACCUGCCACAUCCCCUCAGACCGCUUAUCCAUUUGAACCCCCCUUAGCCGAAUUGUAGUUCAGCAACAUUUAGUGUGCUCACAGCAGGCCAUCCCCCCAUCCCUGGUUUCGCCUUUCCUCGAACCCCCAGGAAGUUCUAGCAGCCCAUUUUCCCCCCAAGUCAUAAUUGUUAAGUUUCAGAACUUUGGCCAUAUUUACGCCACACAUUUUAAGACACCAUGAUACCACUUUGAAGUGUCAUGGCUUCCCAACAGCAAUUCUGUGAGCUGUAGUUUGUUGCUCCACCCCCAGAUGUACAAAUUUAAUAAAUAGUAAUGAUAACUAUGGGAAUAGUAACUCUGGAAGGGGAAUAGUGGGGUCUCCUAUCAACUCUCAGCACCCUUAGCAAACCGCAACUCCCAGAAGUCUUUGGAGGGAAGCCAUGAUUUUUGAAAGUGCAUUAUAAAUGGAUUGUGCGCAGGUGGCCUUGGUGCAAGUGCCUCAGUUUGAAUGUGUGCUGGAUCAGUUACAAAGCAGCCUGGUAUCUAUAGGCAAAGACUGCAGCUUCUGAAACUAAGGAAAUCUGGAAAUUAAAAAUAAAAAGAUCUUGUUUUAAAAGGGAUG